GCCGACGGGGAUUGUUUGUGUACAAAAGUAAACACAGGAAGCUCUUGAUGAAGUCGCAACAAUUCGCCCAUUGCUAACCCACACAGUAUUUCGACCAGACACCAGAGACAACCAUGGUAGCCACACGAGCUAUGGCGGCCAAAAAGGCGCCCGACGUCAAUGACGACAAGGAGAACGGCAGCCAGUUGGCUCUGCGCAAGAAGCCUGUCCGCCGCGCUACUGCAAAGGCCACAACUACAUCAACAAAAGCCUCUACUGCCACAAAAUCCACCGAGCAACCAGCUACUACCAUAUCGACAAGGACGACAUCUGCACCGCCAACAAGAGCAGCAGUAGCGCGCCCGAAACGUCAAACACGCGCCGCCGCAGCACCGACAUCAGAACCGAUACUCGAGCCCGUUCCUAAGAAGACCUCUACAACCCGACGAAAGCCUGCACUUCCAGAAGUCGCAAGGGGAAAAAACUUGAGGUCGCAGAAAUGCGAACUUGAGCCAGAGGUCGAAGCAGAGGCCGAGUCCGAAGCAAAAGAAGAGCAAGAGGAUGACGCCAAAGACAUCUCUCAACCACCAGUCUCAAAAGCUCAGAUCAAGCCAUCUAAAAAGGCUCGAAAGAGUAUUGAGUCCGAGGCUGAACGAGAGUCGGCGUUAGAGCCAGAGCCGGAAGUCGAGCCAGAAGUCGAAGCACAACCCGAGCCGGCGGCAGUGGUACGGUCAGACAGCGAUGUGGAGGUCGAGGAACAAGAGGAAAGCGUACACACAGCUACGCCAAAGCCGAACAAUGGAACAAGCCACCAAGUCCGGAACUUCGAAAGUGGUCAAGAGACUGGACAUGUUCGAGGCCAAGAUGCGGAAGACGAAGAGCAAGGGAACAAGGAGAAGGAUUCUUCCGACGAUGAGAUAUGCGGACCCAAGACGCCGAUGCGUCGUGCUACCAGGAGUCAGAAGGCAUCACGACAAGAGGACACUUUCUCGGCAAGCACACACAAGCACAAAACCCUACAAACUCCUGCACGUCGUCUGCUUGGCCACAGAGCCACUCAAGGUACUCCCCAGACUCAACGACUCCCGCAAAACACUACGCAAGCCGCAUCGCCCCCUCGUCCUAUGACUGUAGCUAGGGCUGCGAACAAGCUGAUGGUUUUCCGUCCCCUGAAGCAGCAAACCCCACGCCCUACUCCGCUGCCAAUCAUCACCGUCAACGUCUUGGACACUCUGGCAGCCGGAGAGGAGACUCAAGACGAAACGGAAUCAGAGCUAGAAGAGUCGAGCGCUGAUGAACUCGAUGCUCAAUUGGAGAGUUGCCAUGAUGACGACAUCAUGAUUAUGCCCACCCCGGCUCGUACCAUCAGAUUUGAAAGUGUGGAAUCUGACUCGGAAGACGAACUUGCUGCUGCUGCCAACCUUCUGGGCGAAGACGACGAGCCUGACGAAGACACCAUUGUGGAAGAGGAUAACAACAAGGAGUCAGACUACAUCGAUCUUCCACAAGACGCGGCUGAUGCCUCUUCGGAGGAAUCAGAUAGCGCUACAGAAGAAACUCAAGUCGACGACAGCAUUCUACCUCAACCACACUUCUCGGCCGAAUUUACCACAUCUCUACCUUCGUCACCAAUCUCUGUCGCUGCGAGUGUCGCACAAAUCGACGUCGAGGACUCGGAACUGCUUUCAUCACCUGCACCUUCGACCCCCGCCUCUGUCAUACACCGUGACUUUGCGGACGUAGAUUCACCUAGCGAGAACACGCCACCGGCAUCAAGACUUUCUCUCGAUGAUAAUGAUCUCCUCUCCUUGAUCGAAGACGAAGGAGCAACCACACCAAAUGUCAACUCGCGUGUGUCAUUCUCAAACACCACAGCCAAGAUGUUGAAGACCCCUCGCAUGCAGUUUGCUCUCGGUGGUCUUGACGCGAACGAGAUUGAUGACAGUCCAUCUGUCACUGUGACCGAACCGGUGCAGAAUGAAGACGACGUGACUAUGACAGUCAAUCCCUCUCAACUAGAAGUCGAUGAGCACGGUAUCAAGUUGUCUUCCAACCUCGAGAACGCUGCCGCGAUUCCUACUCCAUAUCUCGCAACACCAGCCGCCCGCGAGAGGUUGAGCAUGGGUCUGUCUAAAGAACGUAUGAGUCUUCUCAAGGACGAUAUCUUCGACCUGGUCAACUUUGACCAAGCUUCGCCUGCCAAGGAGGAUGUCGAUACGCCUAUCCUUGAUUUGCAGCAUAUUGAAGCAGAUCCCAUGGAGCUGUCAACUCCCGGAUACAGUUCUCGUCGUCAGUCUUAUCUCCCUCAGAACGACUUGACACGGAUUGAGCAAACUGGUAGCGCACGAAGAUCGUCUCUAGCGCCACCGGUAUCUCCGAGCUACGCAAGGUCCAUGUUUGCAUUCGACUCUCGUCGAAAAUCUCUUCCUGCGGCUGGUUUGCAUACCCCAUCAACUGGCGACCUGCGACCUCGAACCGCCGAGACUUCUAUCAAGCCGACUACCAGUGUGUCUUUCGCUAAGCUGUGGGCCAGUAAGCAAAGAAGAUCUUCGGUUCGCAAAUCCUUGCUCGAACACACGAUCCCGGACUUGGCCGAGAUGCAUUCUUUUGUUCCAAAAGAGCAGUCAAACGCCCGCAAACGGGAUUCCAUGUCUUCUCAAAGCCGUCUCAGCACGAUCGAACAUGUUCAAGCGCAAUCAUUUUCCCCUCACGUGCCGUUUUCUGGCGCGAAGCCUAGAAGGCAUACCCCUAGUUCUUCUUACAAAGUACGAAGUGUGGCUCGCAGUCCAUUAAAGACUCGCAGUAGUAGUCGUAGCCCGGUGAAGUUCCGUGGCAGCAGUCGUAGCCCAAUGAAGCUCCGUGACGCCAGCCGUAGUCCGGUGAAGCGCCUAAGAGAAGCACCGCGCACGCCCAUGAAGACGCCACUGAAGGCCGCCGGGUUGGCAACACCAGCCGUUUACCCAAUGACACCUCAUCCAAUGCAGCCUCUGAAAGCUGUUACAGCAUUGGUUGAGGUCUUCACUCUCGACGGAUCAUCUGCUUCAGGCCCUUUCAUCGCCCUUCUCCAGGGCCUGGGCGCCCGCACUACCAAGACCUGGUCUGAUCGUGUCACUCAUGUCAUCUUCAAAGAUGGCUCGCCGGCUACACUGCAAAAAGUGCGUCUCGGCAAUAAAAAUCCCAACAGCAAGAAGGUCUUCUGUGUCAACUCCCGCUGGGUAACAGACUGUGAGCGCAGUGGCACCCGUAUGGAUGAACAAGCAGACAUUUACACUGUUGACCUCAACGAGGUGCCUCGCGGCGGUCGCAGAAGGAGAAAGUCGAUGGAGCCUGCUGCGCUCAGGAAUGUGGAUGGUAACAUCGUCCACAGCAACACUAGCAGUGCAAACAGCAGUGCCAAUCGAAAGAGUGUCAGCUCGAGACAGAGUAUCACCGGUGGUCGACAGAGUAUCAACCUCGUCAAAACCAAUAAAAGUCUUGCUAGAGUGUCUCUAGCAUCCAGUUUCUGGGGCGAUGACUCUCCGGUCAAGAAGACUCCUGGUCGCAAACAAGCCAGAGACUCAUGGGAUGAUGACGAGGAAAUGGCAGAUGCUUUCUUUGAUGAACCGACUGCCAAGUUUGAUGUUUCUGCUUCAUGGGAGGACGAGAGUAGAUGUCAUGAGCAGGCGAGAUAUCACGAAGUUAUGAUUGGUAACCUACGAUACCAAAUUGUCGACAUUCGAAUCAUUAUACCUCUAUUCAUUUUGAACGGGUCCCGAGUAUCGGCAGAUCGUGAAACCAUAGUGUGAUAUCAUCACUGCGUCUCGCCAGCUGCUAUAUCUGGGCCAGGUGUAUCAAUGACUUUAGCUCCCACCAUGCCUUGCACAAUAUUCCU
Messenger RNA from Aureobasidium subglaciale EXF-2481, 3850 nucleotides. RefSeq lists its product as uncharacterized. The record is from RefSeq and is a predicted model, not a curated record. NCBI's taxonomy places the organism in Eukaryota, Fungi, Ascomycota, Dothideomycetes, Dothideales, Saccotheciaceae. The coding region runs from base 114 to 3764 and encodes 1216 amino acids. The transcript has 4 exons.